GAGCCCGAACGCACCCUCACGCAUGUCCAAGUGGGCGGUGUUCCUUGGAGCUUUCCAGAUCGAAUUUAAGCCAAGGCCAGCGAUCAAGGGCCAGGCGCUAGCCGAUUUCGUGGUGGAGUGCACCGCUCGGGAGGAGCCGAGCCCGGAAGAGCCGGAAGCCGAGGACUGGUGGAUAGUUUUUACCGACGGCUCCUCUGCCGCCAAAAACUCGGGAGGUGGAGUGGUAGUCAUCGCUCCCGAAGGCUUCAGAGCAUACUACUCAAUUCGAUUCGGUUUCAAGGCAUCAAACAAUGAAGUGGAAUAUGAAGCGCUCCUGUGCGGGCUACGCCUAGCAGCCGUGAUGAACGCAACAAAGCUAAGGAUAAAGUGUGAUUCAAAGCUGGUGGUUGGCCACGUCUCGGGAGAGUUUGAGGCGAAGGACGAAAGAAUGAAGAAGUACAGAGAUACCGCUCUAGAGUUGCUUAAGAGUUUCACCGCAUAUAGUGUGGAGCAGAUCCCUCGGGCGGAGAAUGCCGAGGCGGAUAUCUUGUCAAAGCUGAACUCGGACACGCCCGAGCAUAUCACGCGGAUGGCGAACGUGGAAGAGUUGUCCGAGCCGAGCAUCCAUGCCUUCCCCGUGGCGAUGAUCUGUGCUCGGCCGAGAGAUUGGAUGGACGACAUAGUUGCCUUCUUGAAGGAUGGCGCCCUCCCAGACGAUCCAGUAAAGGCCAAGUUGGUCCGCACUAGGGCACCGAGGUACACUUUGGAGGGCGAAAAGCUAUACAAGCGAGCGUACAACGGUACGCUACUCAAGUGCCUCCGACGAGCUGAAGCGGAGCAAGUCAUGGAGGAGGAUUGCGCGGAGUUCGUGAGAAAGUGCAAGGUGUGCCAAGAGUUUCAAAAGGUACCGGGGAGGCCUUCAACAAACUAUACCCCCAUCAGCACAGCUAUCCCGUUCGCGCGGUGGGGGGUGGACCUCGUGGGUGCGCUUCCGAGAGGUACCGGGAACGUGCGAUAUGUCAUUGUAGCCAUCGACUACUUCACCAAGUGGGUGGAGGCGGCCCCGUUGGCGAGCAUCACCGGAGCUCAAUGCCAGAAGUUUCUCGCGAAGCAAGUCAUCUGCCGCCUCGGCGUUCCCGAACACAUAAUCACGGACAAUGGAACACAAUUCGAGUCCAAGCCCUUCAACAACUUCCUUGAAAGUUGGGGGAUCAAGCACAGCUAUGCGUCGGUUGGGUACCCACAGACGAACGGGCAGGUCGAGAACGCCAACCGGACAAUAGUCGACGGGCUGAAGCGAAAGUUGGAAGCUUGUGGAGGGGAGUGGGCAGAGGAGUUGCCCUACAUAUUAUGGACAUACCGGACCACGCCCCGAAGGGCGACCGGGGAAACUCCGUUCGCCCUAUGCUACGGAUUUGAGGCAAGGGCACCCGCAGAGAUCUCCAUCGCAACCCACCGGGAGGCGGUCUUUGACCCCGAGCGCAAUGAGGAAGCCCUGGCAGCCGAGCUCCACCUCGUGCAUGAAAGACGAGAGGCGGCCUUCAUUCGGGCAGAAAAUUACCGCAGGAAGGUGAAGAGCUACCAUGAUGGGCGCGUGCGCGCGCGGGGGUUCGUUGAAGGAGAUUGGGUACUGCGCAAGAGAACGGUGAGCCGCCCCCUAGAAGGAGGAAAGUUUGCCAAAAAUUACGAAGGCCCGUACAUCAUCAAAGAAGCGGUGGGCCCUUCGACAUUCCGCCUGCAGACACCGAGCGGAGGGGACGUGCCCAGGACAUGGAAUGCCGAGAACUUGGUUAAGUUUUAUCAGUAGACCUCUCAUGUACACGGACCCCAAAGUGGGAACCCGUAGAUCUUUUCGGUUGAACUCAAUGGAAUGAAGUUUUUUGCGAAAA
Cuscuta campestris is the source of this 1868-nucleotide messenger RNA. The record is from the annotation of a GenBank genome assembly. NCBI's taxonomy places the organism in Eukaryota, Viridiplantae, Streptophyta, Magnoliopsida, Solanales, Convolvulaceae.